Molecule: messenger RNA, 1449 nt
Organism: Mycena indigotica
Lineage: Eukaryota; Fungi; Basidiomycota; Agaricomycetes; Agaricales; Mycenaceae
Exons: 4
Coding region: 1-1449 (482 amino acids)
Source: RefSeq, a predicted model, not a curated record
AUGCAUCUCUCCUCCCGCCACGUCCCUGCCCGCGUCCUUGUGCUCGGGCUCGUCCUGCUGUUGGGGCUGGCUUACUGCUCCGUUGUGGACAAGGUCGCGCUGCCGCGAUAUGUACCCUCCGCGGAGACGCGCGCGCUGGGGCACCCGACGUUCGCGGAGGUGAGGGAGGCGGAGCGCUUGCUGCCGCAGCACCGGGCGCCGGGUCGGUGGGCGCUGGGCGGCAAGGGGAAGCGGGGGAGGUAUGUGUACUUCCCGUGGGAGGCCUGGGGCACCGGGUGGAAUAACGUUUUCCAAGAGCAGCUGCUCAACACGCACCUCGCCUUCCGCGCGGACCGGGGGUACGUCUUCGGUGACUACAUCGCGCGUGACCACCCGCCGUUCAGCGACACGCUCCCGAACGGAACGCGGAGCCACCUGCAUAUACCGAUGGGCGCGUUUACGAGCGGGCCGACGGGCGGCGGCGCGUGGGGCGGUAGGGAAAAGGGCAGGCCGCGGGGGAUAUCGCGCGCGUGGUGGGACGUGGUGUGUAAAGGGAGGAAGACGGUGCUGUCGGCGCCAGAGAUGAACAGGGAGCUCGCGAUCGGGCCGGAGACGAGCGGCGCGGACCGGAUGGUGCGCUGGGGCGCGAAGCUAAAAGAUAUGGAGGCGGAGUGUGUGGAGGUGGUGGACGGGACGCCGUUCGAUUACCCGUUUAUCAUCACUGACAAGCCCGCGUCGAUCUGGGACUGGCCCGCGUCCUACGGCGCGUCACUCACACUCACUGCAUUUCGCUGGUCUGCGCUCGUCACGCGGGCCCUGAUCCGCAACCACGCGCUCUUCGCCCCGUCCCUCCCCACACAUCUCCGCCCAUCCCUCCCUUGGCACUGGCACCUCCGCCUGCUCGGCCCGCCCGACCUCGGCAGCACUGCCGCCCCGCUCCCGCUGUCCGCCGUCCCCCCGCUCACCAUCACCGCCCCGCCGCUCACAGGCCUGCUCGCGCUGCACGUCCGACGCGGGGAUUACCAAGAGCACUGCCCCAACCUCGUGGCCGCGGCCGUCCCGUACAACACGUGGAACGCGCUCCCCGCGCUGCCCGACCGGCGCUCGCCGCACAGCGAGAUGCACGCCCACUGCUUUCCGGGUGUGACCCAGAUACUGGCGAAGAUCGAGUCUGUGUUGAAGACAGAGAGGAAGUUUAAGGUGGAGCGGGUGUAUAUCGCGACGAACGGCGACGCAGAUUUUAUUAGUCAAUUGACCGAGCGCCUCAAGACGACGUUCGCCGUCCCCGUCGCGAGCUCGCGCGACAUGCGCCUUACCCCGGAAGAAGAGGCGGUCGGCCAGGCGGUGGACAUGGCGGUGCUCACCGCCGCGGAGGUGUUCAUCGGCAACGGGUGGUCCAGUCUCACCUCGAACGUCGUGCAGCUGCGCCUCGCGGGCGGGCGCCCGGCCGCGCGCUGCCGCUUCUGGUAA